Monoraphidium neglectum is the source of this 165-nucleotide messenger RNA. RefSeq lists its product as hypothetical. The annotation marks the transcript as partial. Lineage: Eukaryota; Viridiplantae; Chlorophyta; Chlorophyceae; Sphaeropleales; Selenastraceae. The transcript has a single exon. The record is from RefSeq and is a predicted model, not a curated record.
GUCAUGGCGCAGCUGCAGGAAGACAUCGACGACUGCGACCGCAGGGGCAACAGGGACGCGUCCGUGCCGGCAGACGAGCGCACCGACGACUUUGCGACCAUCGUGGCGGCCGCGGAGGGGGCGCAAGACGUGCGCGACGCCGUCGCGCCGCUGCUGGCGCCGUGA